Magnolia sinica is the source of this 729-nucleotide messenger RNA. RefSeq lists its product as uncharacterized. The transcript is spliced from 2 exons. Lineage: Eukaryota; Viridiplantae; Streptophyta; Magnoliopsida; Magnoliales; Magnoliaceae. Gene Ontology annotation, biological process: DNA integration. The coding region runs from base 1 to 729 and encodes 242 amino acids. Gene Ontology annotation, molecular function: nucleic acid binding. The record is from RefSeq and is a predicted model, not a curated record.
AUGCAGAGGAAGCACAACUCGAUCUGGGUCUUCGUCGAUAGGUUGACAAAGGCUGCCCGAUUUCUCCCAAUUCGCACGAUAAAUUCUACCGAUAGUUUGGUGAAGUUAUACAUCCGGGAAGUCGUGCGAUCCUACGGAGUUCCACGAGAGAAUAUAUCAGAUCGAGAUUCCAAGUUUACUUCUGCCUUUUGGAAGAGGUUGCAGGAAGAGAUGGGCACAGAGCUUAAGUUCAGCACGACAUUCCAUCCUCAGACAGACGGACAAACUGAGAGGGUAAUUCAGAUUUUGGAGGAUAUGCUGAGAGCACGCGUUCUGGACUUUCAAGGUGCCGCCUAUGAAGGGUUUGAUGAGGUUCAGACAGAAAGAGAAGCUAGCACCUCGUUUCAUUGGACCUUUCGAGAUUUUAGAUCGCAUGGGAGCCAUAGCCUAUCACCUUGUGCUACCUACUACACCGGAUGGAUUUACAACGCCUUUCACGUGUCCAUGUUGAAGAAAUACACGCCAGAUGAGUCGCACAUCGUUAGCUGGGAGCAGAUUGAGCUUACAGACGUCGCCUCUUACACCGAGGAACCUAUCCGCAUCUUGGACCAUAAGGAGCAGGUCCUAUGGACAAAGAUUAUACCAUUAGUCAAGGUUCUUUGGUCCCAUCAUGGAGAAGAAGAGGCGACAUGGGAACGAGAAGCUGAGUUUAAGGAGAAAUACCCUCACUUGUUCAAUAGCACACCAUAG